Molecule: messenger RNA, 5402 nt
Organism: Loxodonta africana (African savanna elephant)
Lineage: Eukaryota; Metazoa; Chordata; Mammalia; Proboscidea; Elephantidae
Gene: PRR29
Product: proline rich 29
Exons: 6
Coding region: 1165-1731 (188 amino acids)
Source: RefSeq, a predicted model, not a curated record
UCACAAUGGUUGGCUUUGUCUUUCCACAUGGAAUGAGGGUGGGGAUGGAGAGGCGCUCCUUCAUGUCCCUCCUGUUUACCUGGGGCCUGUGCCCACAGUGCCUGGGUCUCAGCUUGUUGAUGGCUGUUGUAGAGAUGAGAAGCGUGAGAACAGCUAAUGCACCCGCCACGGGCCUGCUCCUCUGCAGACAGGGACUGAUGCACAAAGGGAGAAGGCAGGAAUGGUCUUUCUGGUUCUAGACACCAAGACUGCAAGGAAGAGGAGUGAACAGACAUGGACGGUGGAGGAAGGGCAGCUCAAGGUGCUAAUCCCAGCUUCCUGUCUGGAUUUUCCUUGACUGCUGCCUAGGGCCUAUCUUAGGAUGGUCGCAGCUGCUGAAAUAGAUCUCCCCCUCACCUGUUCUUAGCAGAGAAGACCUUGCUUAGUCCCUGUUCGAAGAGGCAUGCUUUAGUAAUUUUUCCAACAACGGGGUCGCUGAUGCUGAACUCCCCAAGCUCCUUCACCUCUGAAAAUCAGUGGCUUCGCCUUGGCCGAGAACAAGGGAGCAAGCAGCUGCCGCGGGAGAACCUAGGGGUCGGUAGCACAUUCCUGGCCAGAGCCCCAGCCUCUUCCGUGAAGUUGGCCGGUGCUUCCUGCCUUGGUCGGCUCCAGAAACCACUAUUCGGUGCGCAGGACGCCGCUCUGACUCACAGAGCAACAAGAUGUACACCCUCAGCCGUCCUCACUCACCUUCCCUGGCCCCCAAGCCUACCCCUUUGCUCCUACGAAAUUGUCAGUUCCUGUUUAACUCGUCGUCUGAGCCAAUCCGGCUCUGGGUCCUGGAAACCGAGUGUGGGGGUGGGGGCCCGCCUUCCCCAUCCCACGCAUUCACGCCAUAGAGAUGUCCCGCCCCCAAGGCCCGGUGCUGGGGAUGAGUGAGGGUGGGAAGGACAGAGAGGCACAAGGCACUAAGUUCCCGCUGCCCUGGCGCGGGGCAGGGGGGCUUGAAUUGGACCCCUCGCAGAGGCACAGGUUCCUGCUGGGUUUCUCAGGGACCCCACCUCUCCAGAGUCGGAGAGAGGAGGGCGGAGGGAGCCCUAGGCACCAGGGCGGAGCCCGCGCGUGCGUGACAGGAGCCGGCCCCUGCGGCGUCGCCUUGGUUAUGCUGACCUGCUGACGCCCGCCAUGGCGGCUCCGGCGGGAGGGAACUGGGGCUUCCCGCCCUCACAGAGCGCAGCCCCGACGCCCUGGGUGACCGGCCUGCAGGCCCUUCCGUGGGUCGUCCUGUCUCAGCCCCCGCAGGCGGGCCGUGUGAUGGAAGAGCUGCUGGAGCUAAUGAUGCUGCAGAACGCGCAGAUGCACCAGGUGCUGCUCAGUCGCCUGGUGGCUGGGGCGCUGACCCCUGAGCCGACCGCCAGCAGCACGGAGGUCUACCUGGAGAGUCACCAGGAGCCUGAGGAGGAGGAAGAGCUGGAGAUCCAGGAGGAAGGGCCUCUGGUGGUCCACCACCACUACUUGCCCUGCUCGCUGCCCACCCUGGGCCCUCUGCUGCCCUGGCCAGCCCCUCUCCUACCCCCUCCCUCAUGGCAGUCCCACCUGCAGGCCACCCCCAGGAUUCAGCCCCGUACUCCUGCCCCCAGGAAGAGGGAGGCGAGAGCUGUGCCCCCGCCCCCACCCCCCAGCGCCACUGGGACUGUGGGUGUAGAUGUGCUCCCGGCUUCAGAUUACUAUGACGCUGAGAGCCUGCCAUGAGGAUGGAUGCUGGCCCUGGACCUGUGCCAGCUUCGUCAGAGGGUGGAAGCCACCCAGGGCCCCCUAUGUGCCUGUGGCCUGUGCUUCCGCCCUGAACCCACCCGCCCUUUCUUCCGGUGAAUCAGUCCCCUCUCCACCUCACUGCGAUCCUUAGCAGACUGACCUUGGCUCUGAGGUGAGAGCCUUCUAGACCACCACCCAGGGCCUGGCAGCCACACGAAAGCCCAACUCUGCCCCACUAGUUCCUGUCUAGAAAAGGGGAAGCCUGGGAACCAGUGCCCUACCCUUAGUUUCGUUCCUUACCCCACGCUCUGCGCUGACAAAGCUCAGGGUCUCCUGUUGGCCUAAGAAUGGGAGGGGGGCAGGGUACCACUUCUGUUUUCCACAGCUUUUGAAGGCCUAGAGUGAUGGGUAGAGGGGCUCAUAGCAAGUGGGGAGAAGCCUGGCUGGGGAUGGCCCUGGGGCUGAGCCAGCUCCCUUGGCGCCCUGCCCCCACCCCAGGAAGUUGGCAUUGUUGGCAGAACAGAGAGCUCAGCAGCUAUGUCCUACUCCAACCUAGAGAGCCUGAGGUCCUGGAAGCUGAGUGGGAACGGAGCAGCUCUCUGCCCCAUCGGGCCAGGGUGCCUUUCCCCCACCCUCCCUCAGGGAAAAGAGUCACUCAGGGCUAAAUGGGUGGGGAGGGCUCUGGUGCCUGUGCUGGACAACAGGGGGCCUCCCCAGAGCCUGGGCUGACUGAGGCUCUGGUAGAGCCCCUGUGAAGGAAAGGGUGGGAGGAAAGCCGAGGGAGAUAAAUCCACCCCUACUGGUGUUGGGUAUUAUCCCAGAAUAAGACAUUGAGGGCACACAAUUAAGUCCAGGUGUUAGUAUUCAGACUAGGAAAGGAAAUGUCCCCAAAGUUGCUGUUAGUCAUGCAUUUCUUCAGCCAGGGCUGGCCACAACCCUUAGGAAGCGCACUGAGGUCCAGAGGCCACCACCACGGCCAUGGCCCUGCCACUCAUGCUGGCGGUGUCCGGUAGGCCCUUUGCAGCCUUUGCCAGGCUUCUUGUACCCCAUAGACACCUGUCCUCUUCUGGCGCUGGUGCUGGUUGAAGGCAAAGCACAGCAGGACAGAUGUCACAAACAGGAACAGCAGCACUGACACGACCGUGAUGAUGAUGACCAUCUGGUUCUGUUCAAGGCCUGGGGAGGAGGGAGCAGUAGCCUUAGAAGUCUCUGGUCCCAGGAGAUCAGCCUGUCCCCAACCCGCCCACUCAUCCAUGCUGCAAUCACCCUGUGUACGGAGAGGAACGGUGCAUGAUGUCUGCCCCAAAAGUAUCAUCUAGAAGAGUGUGCUGGGGUCAGGACCACCAGCCAGGCCUCUGUCAGACUGUGAGGACAGAUGUGUACCUGUCGCCAGCCCUGGGGCUAGCAUGUGGUUACUGGACACCAUGGCCUGGAGGGUGGUGUGAUCCAGACCAAGUCUUCCUUGGGCAGAGCUGAGUGAGUUUCAUGCCAAGUCCCCCAAAGACAGCAAGCAACUCGGCUGCCCAGAAUCACAGGACAGCAGAGUUACAGGGGACCUUGGAAGUUAGCCGGGCCAACUCAUUGUCAAGAGGAGCCAAGGCCAGAACGAGGAGAAUGACUUGGUCAAGGUCUAAUUAGCAGUUGUCACAGAGUCAACUUUGGCUCAGGACGACCCCACGUGUGCUACAGUAGAACUGCGCUCCACAGGGUUUUCAGUGGCUGAGUUUUUGGAAGUAGGCGUUUCUUCUGAGAUGCCACUGGAUGGACUUGAACUUCGAACCUUUUGGUUAACAGCUGAGCAUCUUAACUGCACUACCCAGGGACUCUUGGUCGAGUUCACCCAGCUUGGUAAAGGCCAAGCAACUAGUCUAGCUCUCCUAGAAUAGCUUGGCCUCUGGAACAGCCAGGGUCCAAGUUGGGGAGUUGGGAGAGAGCUUCGGGGAACAGGAAGAGGAAGGGAAAGCUCUGGAGUUAAAUGUGGAGAUGCUGGUUUCUGCCUCCCGAGCCAGCAGAGAGCAGGGCAGGGAUUUUCCCCUAAAGGGCUGGGAGUGGUUGCCCUCUCCAGGCCCCUUGGCUCCCACUCACCAUAGACCUCCAAUGCCUGGGGCUCCGAGACACUGCUAAUGAUGCUGCCGCCGAGAGAGCGCAGGUCCAGCUCCGCCCGGCACAAGAAGUUGUGGUGGCCGUCCUCCCAGUGAGCUGUGACAUUCCGUAUGGCUACGGCUUCUUCGGGGGCAGCUGUUGCCUGCUCAAAGGUCUGGUUGUGCAGCAUUUCAUUGCCACGGAGCAGGGUGAGGGUAAGACUCCUGAGGGGUGCCACAGUGGGCACCUUGCACUCAAUGAUGAAGGAUUGCCCCAUGGCCACCCGGGUGGGCCGCAGCUUCAGCAUCACCUGCUUUGGAGGGUCUGUGGGGAGAAAUGAAGGGAGUCAGGUCAGGGUUGGGGUGCAGUCCCAGCAACCCCCGCCAGACCAGGGCCAGCCCUGCCACCGGGGCAUUCUCUGAUCCCUGGCUGGACUUGGUGGAAGGAAGAGGGCUGGGGCCUGUCUGCUCUGCAGUGCAGGGAAAGGAAGAAGGAAGCAGUGCAGGUAAAGAAUAUACUUGGUGGUGGCUUUUCUGACAUAAUGGCUUCGGGAAUGAACAAAACGGAGGUGCUCAGGCAUCUACAAAGAGAAGGUCCAGAAAUUGUACAGCCAACUGGGAAGAUAUGAAAGUUUGGAUCUGUCUCCCUCCCCUCGAGGAAUUAAAUAGAAUGUUCAAAAAUGAAACAAUUGAGUAAUUAUGUUGAGAAAGACUUGGAGGGAAGAGCUGCUGGAAUUAGUAGGUGAAUGGUGAAGUUUUUCACUCAAGACGCGGGGGCUGGAGUUAGACCGGUCAUUGUUCCACAAGAUCGGGUUCAUAACUGCCAUGAUUCCUUAUUAAAUAGGGCACCUGGUGGUACUGUGGAUUCCUUUUUAAACUAGAAUACUCUGCCUCCACUCACCCCCCUGCCCCCACCCCAGGAUAAUAUGUUAGAUUUAGGACAUCUUUCUCUUCAUUUGAUCUACUGAUGUUGGAAUGGGGAGGACCCAAGUGAUACCCUUAGUGCCAAGAUAAUUGAGAGAAUCCUGGCCUUAUCUGGAGGGUUUUCAGGGGUCAUGGGUGGGUGCGUGUGUGACAGUCACACGUUUCCCAAGGGCCCACAAGGGGAAGAUAAAAAUACCGGGUGAGACCUCAGCUGCUUUGGGGUAAGGGGCCAUUGAAGGGCUGGCCCAGCUGUCUGGAUGAUGCCCCACUGCUGGGGUGGGUGGCCUGGGCUGCUCUGUUGAUGGAGCUGGUACUGAUCUGGGAGGAGACUGUGAACACUGUGUUGGGGAACAACGUUUGAAUUUGUGUACAUCUUGGUUAGACCCUGGUGGUAUAGUGAGUGGUUAAGAGCUAUGGCUGCUAACCAAAAGGUGGCAGUUUGAAUCCACCAGGAACUCUGUGGAAACCCUGUGGGGCAGUUCUACUCUGUCCUGUAGGGUUGCUAUGAGUCAGAACCGACCUGACAGCAACAGGUUUGGUUUUGGUUUGGAUUAGAUUGUCCUCCUCUGAGCAAGACUCAAGUGUCGGUGGCCUGCUCCUGAGAUGCCAGCAGGCUCAGGGACGCCCGUAAAGAGUGUGAGCAGACUCUGAGCCACCUUGUCU